Gorilla gorilla gorilla (western lowland gorilla) is the source of this 789-nucleotide messenger RNA. RefSeq lists its product as uncharacterized. The record is from RefSeq and is a predicted model, not a curated record. Bases 1 to 789 code for a protein of 262 amino acids. The transcript is spliced from 2 exons. NCBI's taxonomy places the organism in Eukaryota, Metazoa, Chordata, Mammalia, Primates, Hominidae.
AUGCUAGGGCUGUGGCGGUGCGAAGUGGCUCACCGACCGGCCUGCGUGGCGGGGACCGGACCGAGCCCGCCCAGUCCUGAGCGCAGCGUCUGCGGCUGCCGGCUACACCUGUCCCGCCGCAAGUCCGCCCCGCGCGGGGGACCAGGGGUGCUGCCGGGCACGAAGCUCAACGGGUUCUGUGCUGCAAGCGGCGGCUCGCGCCUGGGAGACCAGCGGCAGGAAGUGCGGGCAGCGGCCGGCCAGGUCCCCGGGGAGGCCGGGGCGCGGCGUGCACGCUCCCCCGCGCAGCUGGCGAGCCGCACCGCCCCCGCGGCACCUCCAUGCGCCCCUGGCCUGCUCGCUAGUCGCUGUCCUCUAGAGGAUUCAGCAGGACCGUUCCUCUUCCUCGGCCGCGAGCACGUGCGCGGGGGUGCGCGCGGAGGUCACGGUCACUGCGGGGCUCAGGGAAGGAGGCGCCGUGCCUGCAGGACCUCCCUUCGCUUGGGCGCAAGCCGGCGAUUAGCCUGGUCCCCUAGGACAUCUCCAGGGCUCCGGGGAACCUCUCCUGCGCAGGCUUGGCCCUGCCUCCUCCAAGCGUCCGAGUCUUUUUCGGCUUUUCGUGAGCCUCAGAGAGGGACGUUUCCUGCCAGCGCUGCUGCGAAGGAAAGUUUGGGCGGCGUUAUCCCGACUGCCUUCCUCGCCAGCGCCGGCGAGCAGCUUGGGGACACAGCCGACGCCCGGGCAUCCUCCCCGACGACUCCCCGGAGCGCUCCCAGUUCAGACUCCUUUCCGAGAAGCGCGCAGAAGUGA